Messenger RNA from Acanthoscelides obtectus, 510 nucleotides. Lineage: Eukaryota; Metazoa; Arthropoda; Insecta; Coleoptera; Chrysomelidae. The record is from the annotation of a GenBank genome assembly.
AAACAAACAUUUAUCUUAAAUCUGCUUUCAAGAUGAUGCCAAUGAUGCAUUUAAGUUCAAGUGACGAAGAUUUGGAAGAAUUGUUUGAAGUUCCAAAAAAUGAGAACUUUUGUGAGGAAACUGUGCCCCAACGAUCAACAGUUUUUGGGGCAUUUUAGGAUAAGCAGGGAAGUAGCAACCCAAUUAUCAAACAGAUAUGAAGCUUCGCAAUAUUAUCACUACCAAAAAGGUGACUCUGAAAAAAUCAGCCCUUUUAAAACAGUUGUGGCCUUUUUAUGGUAUGCAAGCAAUGAAGCGGCAAGCUUAAGGGAUGUAUCUGACCGGUUUGGGAUUACGAUUAGCUCUCUUCAUAAAACUGUAAAGAGACUUACGUAUUUUUUAUCCAAUUUGUCUGCGGAAUUUAUAAAAUGGCCAACUAACGAGGAAUUGAAAUUGAAAGCCACUUUAGGCAAGACGAAUUUCCUGGCAUUAUUGGCGUCAUUGACACAUUGAAAUUGACAAGCCACAGGA